CACAGGUGAAACAUUAGCUGCACUGAGAAAGCGAGACCAAACACACACACACACUGGUCAGGACAGAUGGCAGAGUCUGAGCGAACAUCUGAACCCAUCAACUUUGUGCAUCAGGAUGAAAUCUGGAAAGCACAUGUAAAGCUGGAGAAGGAUUCAGCUGAGAUCUGGCCCAGCAAGUGGGGCUUCCUGACUGAGGUCUACAAGGAGUACAAGACAGAGAAUAUGAGGCUGAAGGAAGCAGAGAGAGCGGAGCCACAACCUGUGACCCCUCCAGACAAAUACAUCCACGUUGGCCCCUCCCCCCCAAUUCCUCGGACAACUCAGGCCCUGAUUGGUUGGCGCUCGGGUCACUCACAUUUACAGCUGGAUAAGUAUGGCGUGGUGCAUCAUGGGAGGCGUAGUUUUCUGAAGGAGCUGGGCUGGCCUUUUGACGCUUGUGGCUGAUAGAGUGAUAAAGUCCCCGGCGUCCACCACCGACCUAUUGUUUCGACUAGUCAAUUAUCAAUCACAUUGCACUAUUGAAUGUGGAGAAAACAGAUGGAUUAAAAGUCAACUGCUGGAAGUCAA
Molecule: messenger RNA, 567 nt
Organism: Solea senegalensis (Senegalese sole)
Lineage: Eukaryota; Metazoa; Chordata; Actinopteri; Pleuronectiformes; Soleidae
Exons: 4
Coding region: 67-444 (125 amino acids)
Source: RefSeq, a predicted model, not a curated record